AUGAGGAAAUCGGCUCUGCGAAAGGGUGCUCUCAACCUGAAAACACUUUUGCGUCGGAGAGAAUCGGUUAUUGCUUCGGCUGAACUGAUAAAAACGUUCGAUGAAAAUUUCGAGGUUUCGCAAAUAAAUCAGGUAGCGCUACGGAUCGAACGGCUCGAUGAGCUAUUCAGGAAAUUUGAGAGUGUGCAGGAUGAAAUAGAAUUGAUCGAGGAUAGGGAAGAAAAGUUUCUUGAUGACCGUGAGCAGUUCCAAGAUAAAUAUUUUGAGUUGAAGGCGUCUCUAAUGGGUAAACUUCCGCAAACAGCCCCCGUUCUUCAGUCUGCGCCUCUAGUUCAGACUCCGCCCGUGCAUGUGAACCCUACUAUGUCCGUCAAGCUUCCGGAACUGCGAAUUCCGGAGUUCAGCGGAAAACCGGAGCAAUGGAUAGAAUUUCGGGAUCUCUUUAAAGCGGUUAUCCAUUCGAACACCCAGCUGUCAGCGGUUCAAAAACUACAUUACCUUCGAAGCUCGCUAGCGGGUGAUGCGUCACGUUUAAUCUCGUCUACCGCUCUUACAGCGGAUAACUAUCCUAUAGCCUGGAAGAUCAUCACCGACCGAUAUGAGAAUAAAAAUUACCUAGUCAAGCAACAUAUGACAGCUCUUUUCAAAACCCCUCCCGCCAAGAAGGGGUCCGCUGCUGCCUUGGACGAGCUGGCAGAUGAAUUCAACCGACACGUUAGAAUCCUCGACAAACUUGAAGACGUAAACGACCACUGGAAUUCAUUCCUAGUGGAACGUUUAAGUAGCUUGCUUGAUGGAAAAUCCCUGCUGGAAUGGGAGACUCAGUGCAAGGAGGAAGAAACUCCGAAAUACGACGACUUACUCGACUUUAUGCACAAAAGGUCCCGUACUUUACAGAAGUGCUCUGCAUUUGUCAAUACUCCCGUUGAAAACAUUUCUAAACCAGUGAAAGGCAAAGCUUCCUCUUCCCAUGUUGCUUCCGAAAGUGUGUCGAAGUGUCCGGGAUGUAAAAACUCUCAUCCUCUAACACAGUGUGAAAUGUUCCAGAAGCUGACUCCGAAUAACCGUUUCGAUUUCGCGAAAAGUCAUCGCCUGUGCAUCAAUUGCUUAAGGGGUGGCCACAUGGCCAAGGAAUGCCGUAGUGGUCUUUGUAGAAUCUGCGGCAAGAAGCACCACAGCCUGCUUCAUCUACCAACAGUAACGUCGAUCCCCGCAGCUGUUAGCACGAGCGACGAAGAAGGCACAUCACAUACACGCAUAGCAGUCUGCGCCACACCAGCCACCACUUCUAAAUCAGAAGUUUCGUAUUCGGGCGCGAUGGUACCAUCGGUGGUACCAACACAUACAUUACCCCAGGCAAUUAAGUCGGUUUCGCGUAGACCGCUGUCGAUAAGCACUUCGGUCGAAAGUCCCCCUUCUUCGUCGCCGGUGGUUUCGUACGGUCCUUUCGAAUCAGAGCCGCUUCCAUAUAGUUCCCAUGUUCCAGCCGCAUCGUUAACACAAUCAAAUGAGCCUCAUCAAGCAACCAUAUUCCUCUCAACAGCCGUGGUACGAGUUCGAGAUAUCAACGGUGCCUAUCAUUAUGCCAGGGCACUACUUGAUAGUGGCUCACAAUCGAAUUUCGUUUCCGAAUCCCUUGCGCAAAAAUUGGGUCUAAAACGUUCGCGAAUCAAUCUUCCCAUCAGCGGAAUAGGCCAAGCAACAGUAAGCGUUCAUUUUAAAGUCGAUGUUAUGAUCGCUUCUCGGUUUGGAAACUUCGAGCAUCUACUCGACUGUUUGGUGCUGCCAAGACUAACGGUUUGCUUGCCUAGUCGCCAUGUGGAUAUUGACUUGGCGGAACAUUUCAAAACACUCUUAGGCUACGUUGUCUCUGGGAAGGCUCACACUCCCACACCUGGUUUGGUGUCGUGCCACUUAGUAACUGACCAAGAUCUAAAUGACCAGCUAGCUCGAAUGUGGGAAGUUGAUGACUUCGAUGUUGGGAAGGCUCUGACCCAGGAGGAAAGGGAAGUGGAACACCACUUCACAAGAAACGUCACAAGGAGCGGAGAUGGUCGCUACACUGUUCGUCUCCCCCUGCGACAAUCCAUGCUGCCGCUGCUUGGUGACUCUUACAGCUCUGCUCUUCACCGCCUUUUGAUGAUCGAGAGACGUUUCGCUAAAAACUCAAGCCUUCGAGAAGAGUACAUCAGGUUUAUGGAUGAAUACGUCAAUUUGGGACAUAUGGAAGUGGUCAUACGCGUCGCGGGCCCGCAGUUCUUCUUGCCACACCACGCCAUCCAUCGUCCGGAAAGCAGCACCACUAAAACCCGUAUCGUUUUCGACGCCAGCAGCAAAGCAACUGGUCAUCUAUCACUAAACGAAGUGUUGCAGACUGGCCCCAUCGUACAGCCCCCACUGAUCUCGACAGUGAUCAAUUUCCGGAUGCCCAAGUUUGUUUUCACGGCUGACGCGGAGAAAAUGUUCCGCCAAGUCUGGAUACACCCGGAAGAUCGGAAGUUUCAGCAGAUCCUCUGGCGCCGAGAUCCUUCGCAACCAGUACAAACAUAUCAGCUCAAAACGGUCACGUACGGGCUCACUAGUUCUCCGUACCAUGCAGCUGCUGUGCUCAACAAACUGGCAGAGGACGAAGGACAGAAAUAUCCUCUUGCGGCACCCGUCGUAAAAGAACGUUUCUACGUUGACGAUGUUUUGGCCGGAGGAGACGAUCCAGGGGAGGUAGCGGAAACUUGUCGACAGUUGCAGGCUCUGUUAGCAAAGGGAGGAUUCACAUUGCGGAAGUGGUGCACAAACGAUUCAAGAGUGUUGCAACACAUCCCUAGCGAGCUGUGGGAAAAUGCUUCGCAAAUCGAAAUCGGUCAGUCCCAUCUUACAAAAACUCUCGGACUGCUAUGGGAUGCCAGCUCAGAUUGCUUCAGAAUAAAAAUUCCUUCGCUGACGGAAUUGAAUGGAGUAACCAAGCGCGUCGUGGUGUCGGAGAUGUCUCAGCUUUUCGACCCACUCGGAUUCCUUGGACCGGUAGUGAUUAACGUCAAAAUGUUCAUUCAGGAGCUAUGGACGAAGUGUCUAUCUUGGGACGAAGAGUUAUCUGACGAAGACAGCAAUUGGUGGCAGAAUUUUCGUGUGGAAUUACCCAUUCUCGCGAAGCUCACAGUGCCCCGGUGUGUGCUUCCCAAUCAACAACGCGAAUAUCAACUCCAUUGUUUCAGUGAUGCGUCUCAGCGAGGGUAUGGUUCCUGUGUCUAUGUUGUGGGACAAAACGCAAGUGGAGAAAUUGAAAGACACCUUUUGAUCGCCAAGUCACGUGUCGCUCCGUUACGUGGCUUAUCAAUACCGCGCCUAGAGUUAUGUGCUGCGGUUCUCGGAAGUCAGCUGGUACAGAAAUUACGGACCACCGAAUUCGUCGUCGCUAGUGCUACAUUUUGGACAGACUCAACUGUGGUACUACACUGGAUUCGUUCGGUGUCUACAAAAUGGAAGGUGUUCGUCUCCAACAGAAUAGCUGAGGUUCAGGGUCUCACCAGAGGCUCUCAAUGGAGACACGUUCCUACACAUCUAAAUCCAGCGGAUCGUAUUUCACGUGGCGUCCGCCCAACACAAAUACAGGAAGACACAUUGUGGUGGCACGGUCCAAACUUUCUCGCUGGACCGAAGGAGGACUGGCCUGAAAUCUUGCCAAACUCAUCAGACAUCGAUGUUAUCCAGGAACGGCGCCAAAUCAUCGCUUUGACUUCCAUCGUCGUGGAUAAUUCCAUUUUUUAUCGUUACGCCGAGCUGGGACGCUUGCUGAGAAUAUCUGCAUGGUGCAUCCGGUUUGCCGCAAACUGUCGUCGCCAGAAGGAUGAACGUAACUUUGAAAGGAUUACACCACACGAGAUAGAUAGCGCGUUGAAGAUCCUCGUUCGUAAGGCACAGGUAACAGUUUUUCAUCGUGAGAUUAUACAGCUCGAAUUACAAAGACGUGAUUCCAACUACACGGUCGAACUUGAUAAUAAAUCCCCCCUGAAACAUCUGAAUGUCUUCCUCGACAUCAAUAGUUUACUACGCCUCGAUGGACGUUUGCGGAAUGCGUCAAUCCCCUACGAUUCGAAAUAUCCGAUGAUUCUCCCAGCAGACCAUCGCUUGAGCCUCCUCCUAGCUCGAUCACUGCAUUUGCAAACAGCUCACUCUGGACCUUCAUUGCUGUUAGCAACCAUGCGCCAACGGUUUUGGCCUUUGCGUGGUCGGCAGCUGGUGCGUAAGAUCGUGCGCUAUUGUAUUACCUGCUUCAAGUGUCGCCCACCUAAUAUGCACCAACAAAUGGCACCGUUACCUGCGGUUAGAGUUGUUCCGUCCCGAGUGUUUUCAAAGGCUGGCCUCGAUUACUGCGGGCCAUUUCUAAUUCGUCCGUUAUAUGGGAGGGGGGCAAACGUGAAAAUGUAUAUCGCGGUUUUCGUUUGCCUGGCGGUAAAGGCGGUGCAUUUUGAAAUCGUUCCCGACCUUACGUCCGCUGCCUGUAUAAACGCAAUUACACGAUUCGUCUCGCGAUACGGCCGAUUACUUGAGCUCCAUUGUGAUAAUGCGACAGCUUUCGUCGGGGCUGAUCGCGAGUUGAGAGCAGCACGCGCGCGUUAUCUGCAGCAGUUCCAAACGAACGAAUGGGAGAACUACUGCCUGGAUUCAGGAAUUGAGUUCCACUUCAUCCCGGCUCGCUCACCACACUUCGGGGGGUUGUGGGAGGCCGGAGUGAAAUCCUUCAAAUAUCACUUCCGCCGGAUAUUCGGAAACAGGUCCUAUACACUGGACGAGUUCUCUACUGCUGCUGCCCACAUCGAAUGUAUCUUAAACUCUCGGCCUCUCACUCCCUUAACAGACCAUCCAGAUGACCUUGACGUAUUGACUCCCGGCCACUUUCUGAUCGGGGAGCCAAUGUUCUCGAUACCUCAGCCCGAUGUUUCAGACGUAAAUUUGACGCGUCUCUCUCGAUUACAGGAAAUGCAGAGAUUGAAGCAAGAUUUCUGGAACAAAUGGUCCAGGGAUUAUGUCAGCCAACUUCACCAGCGAUCGAAAUGGAAGACAGCUGUUACCAACGUCCGAAAGGGAGCGCUAGUCUUGCUUAAGCAGGAUGGACUACCACCGUUCAUGUGGAAUCUUGGCCGGGUGGUAGAGACGUACGUCGGUUCCGAUGGGUUGGUAAGGGUGGUACUUGUACGAACUGGUCAAGGAACGUACAAGCGAGCCAUCACCGAAGUUCGAGUCCUACCGCUGGAGAACGAAGGAAACCAUGAGCAUCGGGUGUUGGGAGAGGAUAAUGGAGUAUCCCAACCACCACAAUAA
This is a messenger RNA of Toxorhynchites rutilus septentrionalis, 5316 nucleotides long. RefSeq lists its product as uncharacterized. The record is from RefSeq and is a predicted model, not a curated record. Lineage: Eukaryota; Metazoa; Arthropoda; Insecta; Diptera; Culicidae. Gene Ontology annotation, molecular function: zinc ion binding; nucleic acid binding. The transcript has 2 exons. Gene Ontology annotation, biological process: DNA integration. Bases 1 to 5316 code for a protein of 1771 amino acids.